This is a messenger RNA of Gekko japonicus, 639 nucleotides long. Its product is annotated as myotubularin-related protein 14-like. The record is from RefSeq and is a predicted model, not a curated record. Lineage: Eukaryota; Metazoa; Chordata; Lepidosauria; Squamata; Gekkonidae. Gene Ontology annotation, molecular function: phosphatidylinositol-3-phosphate phosphatase activity. The transcript is spliced from 3 exons. The coding region runs from base 1 to 393 and encodes 130 amino acids.
AUGCCGCUUGGCUCCCUUCUCCCCGACUGCCUGGGCUUGGAGGACCGUCUGGCGCUUAGCGCUGCAUCUAGAUCGGCUGACCAUUCUCUGCCCGGAUCCUCCAUCUCGACCGACUUUGGCAGCUGGCAGAUGGUGACGGGGAGCGGCAGUGUGCAGGAGCAGGCAGACUCCUCCCUCCCCUGCAGCUUCCCGGAUGACCUCCCUAACAGUUGCCUGCUGGUGACGCUGACAGAGCGGGAGUCUCGGCUGGACGAAGUGCGUUCGGCGUUCCUGGCUACCUACAGCAGCACGGUGGCCCUGAAGCCCGUCUCUCCAAGCCCCUCGGGGGCCAUCGGGGGCCUGCUGGAGCAGUUUGCCCGGGGCGUUGGACUGAGAGGAAGCGGCAUACUUUGACCUCGCUCUAGUCUGGAAGGCGAAGGAACCUCAAGCCAUGUUGAGCCCAGAGUCUCUGGCCUUAUUCUCCUCCGGAUGCUGCCAGCCCCACUGCCUCUCUGCCGGCCCUUCUGGGUCCAUCACUGACUGAAAUCACCGCCUCUGCUGCCGGAGGCUGGGCCGGCGUCUGCUGGGAAGUGGGGUCCCCGCCCAAUCAUGCAGGACUUGGCCAGCUCUGACAAAUCACCACAGUAAAAUGUGUCAAAA